GCUCCUGGGAUACACCUGACCAGCCGGAUCGAUUCCUCUGAGUUUAAAAGGACUGCAGGCGAUCGUGAGUGAGAGUCGGUGAUUGUCGUGUUUAGCAUCUUCAGUGUGUAAGUGAUCGACGAUGGCGAGCGACGGGCCGGAGGACUGUACCAUCCCCAGUCCCGUGGUACGACAGAUCGAUAAACACUUCCUGAUCUGCAGCAUCUGUCUGGAACGCUACAGCCGGCCGAAGGUUCUCCCCUGUCUGCACACGUUCUGUCAGAGGUGUUUGCAGAGCUCGGUCCCGGCCCACAGUUCGACCCUGUCGUGUCCGGUGUGCCGUCAGACCUCCGUACUGCCGGAGAAAGGCGUGACGGCCCUGCAGAGCAACUUCUUCAUCACCAAUCUGAUGGAGGUGCUGAGGAGGACGCGGGAGAGCGAAUCGGGAGACGAGGAGUUACUGCUGGAGUCCAUCAGUGUCAUCAGUACCGGAGAACAAACGGAGGAGUCGUGUCCUAACCACGCCAAAAACGUGAUGGAGUUUUAUUGCCCCCCAUGCGAGACAGCCAUGUGUGAGGAGUGCAGCAGUAAAGAACAUGCUAAACACCCCACCGUCCCCCUCAGAGACGUCCUACACCAACACAGGACGUCCCUACAGCAGCAGCUCAACCUGGUCAAACAGAGACUGCCGGAGAUCGACUCCGCCCUGCUGGUCGUCUCGGAGAUCCUGCAGCAGCUGACCAAUCAGAAGAGCCGUAUGGAGAGGAAGAUCCACUCCACCUUCGAUGAUGUGCAGAAGGUUCUGGAGGUGCGCAGGAGCGUGCUGCUGAUGGAGCUGGAGGUGAACCACGCCCUCAAAUACAAGGUGUUGCAGAAUCAGCUGGCAUCGUUGCUGCAGGAGCGCGAGAGCAUGCAGAGCGGGUGUGGUCUGGCCGAGCGGGCGCUGGCCGGCAGCUCCGAGGUCCUGCUCUCGGAGAAGCAGCUGAGCGAGCGCCUGAGCGAGCUGGCGAGUCGGGAUCUACCCCUGCGCCCGGAGGAGAACGCCCAGCUGGGCUUCGGGGCCGAGACGGACGGCCUGUGCGACUCCAUCCGGCGCCUGGGUACCGUCGCCACGGGAAGCGCUUCGGCGUGCCGGACGGUGGCCAGCGGCGAGGGUCUGCGGCGCUGCGUGCCCGGUCAGCCCACCUCUGUGACUGUCACUGCAAAGGACCGAGAUGGCACUCCGUGCAGGGCGGGCAGAGCGGCUCUGUCGGCGGAGCUGAGGGGCACGGGCGGGGCUCCUGCGGGCGAGGCCAGGGUCACCGAGGGUAAGGAUGGAACGUACGAGGUCCUGUACACGCUGGAGCGCGAGGGUCAGUACACGCUGGCGCUCCGCCUCCACGGUCAGCACAUCCUGGGCAGUCCUUUCAGCGUCCGGGCCGUCAAAGACGUCCAGAAGAGGGUGUACUCGCCCGGUGUGUGCCACGCCAAGCACAGCGGCGCCAAGUGCACCGCCGGCACGGGAAGGAAGAAGGAGAAUCCGGCGGUGGACGACCUCCUGUUCCGAAUCGGUUCUAAAGGAAGGAACAAGGGAGAAUUUGCCAAUCUGCAGGGCGUGGCCGCAUCCAGCAGCGGGAAAAUCCUGAUCGCCGACAGUAACAACCAGUGCGUUCAGGUUUUCUCCGACGACGGUCAGUUCAGGAGUCGCUUCGGGAUCCGCGGCCGGUCGCCGGGGCAACUGCAGCGCCCGACCGGUAUCGCCGCGCACCCCAGCGGCGACGUCGUGGUCGCGGAUUACGACAACAAGUGGGUCAGCGUCUUCUCCAGCGACGGCAAAUUUAAGAACAAGAUCGGCUCGGGGAAGCUGAUGGGUCCCAAGGGCGUCACGGUGGACCGAAGCGGGAACAUUAUCGUGGUGGAUAACAAGGCCUGCUGCGUUUUCGUCUUCCAACCCGACGGCAGACUCGUCCGCAGGUUCGGCAGCCGCGGUAACGGAGACAGACAGUUCGCAGGUCCUCAUUUUGCAGCGGUGAACCAGAACAAUGAGAUCAUCCUGAGCGACUUCCACAAUCAUUCUGUCAAGGUGUUUAAUGCAGAGGGAGAGUUCCUGCUGAAGUUUGGGACCAGCGGGAAGGGGAACGGACAGUUCAACGCCCCUACCGGCGUGGCCGUGGAUUCAAACGAUAACAUCAUAGUAGCUGACUGGGGCAACAGCCGAAUACAGGUGUUCGACAGUAACGGCUCGUUCCUGUCCUGCAUCGACACCUCGGCCGACCCUCUGUACGGCCCUCAGGGUCUCGCCCUGACCCCCGGUGGACGGGUGGUGGUGGCCGAUUCUGGAAAUCACUGCUUUAAAGUCUACCGCUACCUCUAGUGACCCUUCCUUUUCCUCUCGCCACACUGUCGCGCCCCCCUCGGUUACGUCCGGGUCUCAGGAGCCUCGCCAACUAGCUGCACUUUGUUGAGGAUGGAGGAGGAGCAGGUUGUCUUCACCUGUAGAGGGAACGUUAAUCAUCCAGUAGGUGUGUUUGUUUAGGAAGGAGCUACUGCCAAAGCACUGUGGUGUUAUUUUUAUUAUUGUUAUUAUUAUAUUUUUGGAUGUGUCCACUUGCAGACGUCCGUCGUCCUUCAUUAACUACCAGUUUUGAUCUGUAGUUUAACGGUUAGCUCAAUUGCCCACCAUAAGUCAAAUACAGAGGGCCUAAAUAAUUGUCUGUAUAUUAUUUAUGCUAAUUAUAAUUAUUUAAUGUGAUUAAAUUCAGGAGCAGCUUAUUUAUUAUUUAAAUAAUAAUUUGGUCCAUGAUUAUUGCAUUUCCACUUGCAAAAAAGACACAAAGGAAUUAAAUAAUUAAAACGA
Messenger RNA from Trichomycterus rosablanca, 2815 nucleotides. It is a transcript of the gene trim2a, whose product is annotated as tripartite motif containing 2a. Gene Ontology annotation, biological process: protein polyubiquitination; proteasome-mediated ubiquitin-dependent protein catabolic process; negative regulation of translation. The record is from RefSeq and is a predicted model, not a curated record. The transcript is spliced from 12 exons. Bases 122 to 2332 code for a protein of 736 amino acids. Gene Ontology annotation, molecular function: zinc ion binding; ubiquitin protein ligase activity; protein binding. Lineage: Eukaryota; Metazoa; Chordata; Actinopteri; Siluriformes; Trichomycteridae.